This is a messenger RNA of Zophobas morio, 1550 nucleotides long. RefSeq lists its product as uncharacterized. Bases 33 to 1496 code for a protein of 487 amino acids. Gene Ontology annotation, biological process: tRNA 5'-leader removal; mitochondrial tRNA 5'-end processing. NCBI's taxonomy places the organism in Eukaryota, Metazoa, Arthropoda, Insecta, Coleoptera, Tenebrionidae. Gene Ontology annotation, molecular function: ribonuclease P activity. The record is from RefSeq and is a predicted model, not a curated record. Gene Ontology annotation, cellular component: mitochondrial ribonuclease P complex. The transcript has 14 exons.
GAGAAACAGUCAUUUUCUGAGCUUGUCCUACGAUGAACUGUUAUGUGCGAGCUUUUAAACUAUUGAACCUUCGAAAACGUAUCACUACAUUUCAGCGUUCUUUUAUCCGUUCCUAUUCUUUAUGUGGAGAAACUACAACAACUUUGUUUUCAAGGCAGUAUAACGAAAAACGCAACUUAACCUUUGAAUCUCAAACUUUUGUUAAAGAGGAUCAACGCUGGUUAAAGGAAACUUUUAAAAAGGGUGAAAUACCUCGCCUACUUGAGGAAUUUGAUAAGUUACCUGUAAAAUACCAGGAGGGUCUAUUGGAUUUAUGCUGUCGUAAAGGAGACAGGGAAAAUGCACUCUACGUCUUUCGGCGCCUUUUAGAAAGCCAGGGCAACGAAGAGCGGUUUUUUUCUCGUUAUGCCUCUUUUCUGGCUUCAUAUGAAACACACGAAAAUCUUUACAAAUUCUUCACUUCUAUUCCUCCGGAGGUUAAGCUUCGCCCACGUUUUCUAAUUGGCAUCCUUGAGCAAUAUGCAUCCCGGAAUUGGGCCGAGGAGGGAUUCCAGUUUUAUCGCGCUUUAAUAACACCGAACAUGCUUACUGCGGAUCUUCUGGCAUCUUUGUUCAACUUUUUUAGUACAUUCGAAGGCUCUCUGGUUGAUGAAUAUGCUGAUAAAAUACUAAGGAUUACUAUGAGUGACGCUCACUACAACGAGCUUUUUACCCGCGUCGUCGCUACCGCCUUGUCCAAGUUUUUUUCUAGCGGAGCCCACUUUGGUCAUAGUUGGUCUGUAGAGCAUUCAGUUCCUGACUUAGGUAAGUGCACGCGUUGCGGAAUUUUAUUGAAACCAAACCAUUUCAAAGACGCAGACCGCGAAAUACUUUACUCUUACGUUAGGAAUGUUCUCCUCAAGUGCAUAGGAUCCUCAGCUCUAACAUUAUUUGAUGAUUUUCUGAAUGGAAUCAGUCCGGACACUGUGGUAGACGGCCCGAACGUUGGCUACCUUUUUGGUAGGCAGUUAAGCAGGGCCACCCAGCAUUCCUACUUUUCCAAGGCCGGGUUAAACUGGGUUGUGAAGCAUUUGCAGUGGACAGGCCGCCGGCCGGUAGUACUCCUCCGUUCCCACUUAGCUAAGUCCUACUGCAAGACAAGCGAUCCACUACCGAACGUUUACGUGGUUCCGAAUUCGGUCCACGACGAUCUCUUCUGGCUCUACGCCAGUUUGAAGCGGCCUUGCGAUGUAGUUACGCAUGAUCUGAUGAGGGAUGUCCGCAUGAAGCUGCCAGUCACCUAUAGAAGUCUCUUUUUGAAGUGGCAACGAGCUCACACGAUCUGUGUCCAAUUGAAAGGAACCUCCUUUACGUUUAAGCAUCCUCCCAAUUAUGAACUCUCGCCCCAGCACCACGAGGAGAUGGGUUGCUACCACUUUCCCGUGGCGCCCUUCGAACUCGGCGUAGAAUACAGCACGCCGGUUCCGAGGGUCUGGCUCUGUGUGGUGCCCAAGUAGCAACGCGUACACUCAUUAUGCGCUCUUUACCCCUCAAACCGAUUAAAAAAUGUA